UCCGAGCAUCGCUUGGCGUGCAGACUUUCCGACUCGCACUGACAAUCCGGGCGGAACGGUUUGGUUGUGGUUGGUGUGUUCGACCGGCCGGCAUUCGAUCAGCUCUGCGUGACCGAUCGAUCGAUCGAAGUUUUCGUCGUAGCGUUCGUGCGUGCGUGCUAGCGCGGUGCCGUGAUCGUGUGCCGUGAGCUUCUCUCGCCUGAAGUGAACCUGGUGUGGAGAAGGAGUGACCUGAGAGUGAUGGCGUCCACCGGAUCGUACCAUCCGGCAACCGGACAGGGAGCAGCAUGGUGGGCACUGGUGUGGAACGGAUGCGUGGUGGUGCUGCUGCUUCUACAGCUAGUGAAGAUCACCGGAGGUCACGUACCGCAGGAAUCCGAUCUACCGGACGAUGGUGCCAAGUACGAGCAUCUGUACAACGGAAGCCAAUCGGUGUACCUGGACGCGGAUCUGAUUACCGUCAGUCGGUUCGAUGAUGAUGAUGAUGACGAUGAUGGUGGGCACCGGCGGCUAGCGGUUGAUGAUGAUGGGAUGCAGGGUGAUGAGCCUGGGCUACCGUUCACCGAGCACUCGUACCAGCACCACCACCACUCGUACCAUCGCCAGCAACAGCAGCAGCAGCAGCAGCACGAACCGCACCACAAGCUCAGCUGCCAGGCGUGCCAGUACCGGAACGUGUACGCCAAGGCGUCGCUCAAGUCCAUCAAGGCGCACUUCCUGAUGAAGCUCGGUAUCGAGCGGACACCGAAUGGGACGGCGUACCCGGAGGUACCGGACGCGAUCAUGGAACGGUACCAGGACAGUUUGCGUCUGAGUAACGCACCGGUCGGCCAGAAGGAGAGCUACGACUACCAGAGUGACGAACCGUACGGUGGCGGUGGUAUGCAGGCGGACGAACCGGACGAACAGGACGAUGAUUACGACUACUAUCAGAUCACGAACAAAAUCUUCAUCCUGCCGAACCAGGGUAUGUAUCCAGCGAACCCAAGCGAAAUCUCAUGCUAAUCUGUUCGCUUCCACUAACGACUGACCGUGCUGGAGUCAUGUUCCGGUCUCUCGCUUUCCAAAAUGCGCUUCUAUUCACAGGAACCGUCCGUCAAACCGUCAUCGACACACCAAACACUCGAAUCACUUAACCGUCGUUGUCUUCGCUAUCCACCUUGAUUUGUGCUAGGCGUUAUUAUUUUGUUACUGGGGAUGCGGGAUUAAAUUUAUUCAAUUUUUAAUGUUUUGCGUUCAAAAUUAUCAAUCUAAUCAAACUCUUUCCAUUGCAGCAUUUUUUGAAAACAUGCGCCACGGCUUGUCUGCGCGUUGAGUUUAGCUAAUGCCAUUCCGUUUCAGGGCAGCUCGCGUUCCCCUUUUCAACACUAAUGUAAUCAAGAUUAAUUCAUUUUCAGCUCCAGGAAAGGGCGGGGGGAUGCGCCAAUGGGACCGGAAUGGUCAUGGGAAUGCAAGCAUUCCAACCAGCCCUUUCAGGUCCAGUUGGGUAGCUUCUCAAGCGCUGACCCGGCAGUGCAACCUUGAGACACCAAUUAAUAUGGAUUAACUUUUUGGGAGGAAGAAAGAGAGAGAGAGAGAGGCAGAGAGAAGGAGAGUGGAAUGAA
Anopheles aquasalis is the source of this 1604-nucleotide messenger RNA. RefSeq lists its product as uncharacterized. NCBI's taxonomy places the organism in Eukaryota, Metazoa, Arthropoda, Insecta, Diptera, Culicidae. The record is from RefSeq and is a predicted model, not a curated record.